Molecule: messenger RNA, 510 nt
Organism: Miscanthus lutarioriparius
Lineage: Eukaryota; Viridiplantae; Streptophyta; Magnoliopsida; Poales; Poaceae
Source: the annotation of a GenBank genome assembly
AUGGCACGUCUCGACACGACCCACGAGGUGGAGGUGGACCUCGAGGCCGGACGACAAGACUCUCCGGCGCCGGCGUCAUCACCUUGCACAUCCACAUCGGCGAACAACAAGCCCUCACAGAAGAACAAAAAGCAGAAGCGGCGGACGCGCGUCGUUGGCUGCUGCUGCCGCGUCGCCUGCGCCGCCCUCCUCGCCGCGGCGCUCGUCGCCGCGCUGCUCGGCGUGCUGUACCUGGCGCUGGACCCGAAGCUGCCCCGGUACUCGGUGCACGCGCUGAACGUGACGGCGUUCGGCAUGGACGACGACAUGACGGCGCGUGCCACGUUCGACGCGUCGGUGCGGUUCGAGAACCCCAACCGCGCCAUCGGCAUCCGCUACGAGGAAGGCUCCGACCUGUCCGUCUGGUUCCGGGGGUACCGCCUCUCCCAGUGCGCGCUCCCGGCGUUCUACCAGGGCCCACACGGCGACGCGGCGCUCGUGCGCGUCGCCAUGAGCGAGGCGCGCCUAUAG